AUGAGUGCAAUCAGCGACCCUGUACACGAUACUCAAUGCACCUUGUCAUCGCAUGCGACCAAAGAAUCUUCCGAACACGAGUCUGAUCUCACUGAAAUGACGGCCAAUACUUCAAUGACACCCGAACGAUCCAUAACGAGCACGCCACCGCCACCUCAAGCCAUGAACAAUGCAAAGAUAUCAUCACCCAAUAGGCAGCAACAACAACAGCAGGAAAUUCGACAAAGCUAUAUGGUUGUACCUGAAGCUGUGCCGGAUGUAGCCACCGAGAUGAACAAGUGGUUUGCUGAUGCUGACAGAUACGGCUUCUUGGAAGAUAAAACUGAGAUUGAUCCAAAAUCCAUACAAAAAGAAGUCGAACGAUCAUCCAAAUGGCAUGCCAUGGCUGAACCAUACUCGGCGAGACAAGAAAUAGUACAUCGAUUCGAUAUUCACAGUACCAAGUUUGUGAAACGAGUCUACAAGGGUAUUCCUGAUUGUUGGCGACGUGAUGCAUGGUAUUGCAUGUUGACGGAUGAGUUACGCACGGCAAAUGAUGAUGAUGAUGAUCUCCGCAUGCGAUACAAGGAGGAAUUCUUAACGGAAUCAUCAUCACACGAGAGGCAGAUUGACUUGGAUAUCCCGAGAACCAUGUAUGGUCAUAUCAUGUUUCGCCAACGUUAUGGUCAAGGGCAACGGGCUCUAUUCAAUGUCUUGCGUGCAUUUUCGAUAUAUGACGAGCAAGUCGGCUAUUGUCAAGGAAUGGCUAAUGUUGCUGCUCUACUCCUCAUUUAUUUCGAGGAAGAGAAAGCUUUUACAGCGCUAGUGCACAUGUUUCAACGUGAUGGUUUGCACGACUUGUUUGUCCCAGGAUUCCCGUCUUUGAUGGAAAGCUUUUAUAUUCAAGAACGAUUACUGGAAAAGAAUCUACCGAAACUGGCAAGGCAUCUGCAUGCCAAGGAUGUCAGUAGUGCAACGUAUGCAACACGCUGGUACAUUACUCUCUUUACGGGUGGUGUCGUUCCAUACCAUACACUUUUACGAAUACUGGAUAUUUAUUUUUUGGUUGGCUAUGACAUCUUUUAUUUCGUUGCAUUGGCAUUGUUGAAAACACAUCAAGAUCGAUUACUUAAAGGCAACAUGGAGGAUUGUUUGGCGAUCCUUGGAUCUACCCUGUCAGUAGAGGAUGAUGAUCGGUUUAUACGCCAAGUCAGGAAAUUAUACACCAGCAACGCCUCAAAACAAACAGUGAAGCAAUUCAAGGAGCAAUAUCGAGCACGAACGCACAACACAGCUUUAUGGUACGAUUUUUACAGAGCUUAG
Messenger RNA from Lichtheimia ornata, 1302 nucleotides. RefSeq lists its product as uncharacterized. Lineage: Eukaryota; Fungi; Mucoromycota; Mucoromycetes; Mucorales; Lichtheimiaceae. Bases 1 to 1302 code for a protein of 433 amino acids. The transcript is spliced from 10 exons. The record is from RefSeq and is a predicted model, not a curated record.